This is a messenger RNA of Phyllotreta striolata, 6122 nucleotides long. Lineage: Eukaryota; Metazoa; Arthropoda; Insecta; Coleoptera; Chrysomelidae. The record is from the annotation of a GenBank genome assembly.
AAAAAUCAAUUUAAAGAAAAUUAUAUUAAAUUAUUUUAUUAUCGAAUUUAGAAUAAUUCAACAGUAAUAUUUCAAAAAUCGAUUACUAGUCGACUACGGAGCAUACGUAAAAGUAAGUGGGUAAUAAUUUACGGGAUUUUUACGUCAUUCAAAAUUAAAACUUCAAGAAGUGACAAGAAAAAUUCGCAAUAUAAUUCAGUCUAAAUUUCAUAAAGUAGAGAAAAUUAAUUGGAAAAGUUAAUUAAUUUUGACCGAGGCACAAGGAAAUGCGCGUGCAACUUUCACCGCGAUUUUCGCGCAUCGAUUUGUCGCCAAUCAUUGCGCGCUGCCAUUAAGGUUGCGUGACAAAUCUGCGCAGUUCAAACAUCAUUUUGUUGGCCGGCCUGGUUGGAGCAAGAUUUUUUUAUUGUCAGAAGCCAUUUGCAAAACUUGCUCUUCACAUCCACUGCAAUAAUGCAGUAUAAUAACGUUUACCACAAUAAUACUAUGUUCAGAUCGAGGCCAGAUCACGGUGGCGACCAACAGCACCACUACAACAAGCAGUCGAAUUAUUGGUGCGGCCCUCCCCAGCACACGAUGGCCCCCGUGCAGGAUUUCGGCGGCCCCAAGCAACAGUACAAGCGGAAACCGUUGAAGUCGCAGGAGAACCACCUCGAUUUGGUGGUGCCCACGUGGCAGAGCCAGGAGCUUCAGCCGUUCAGGAAGAACUUCUACGAGCCACAUCACUCGACGUUGGCGAGAUCGCCGACCGACAUUGAAAAUUACAGGUCUCGAAUGGAUAUAAUCGUCAAAGGCGACAACGUUCCGCAUCCGAAUUUCUGCUUCGAGGAAGGCAGCUUUCCCGAGUACAUUAUGCAGAUCCUUAUCAAGCAGGGAUUCAACGAGCCCACUGCUAUUCAAUCGCAAGGUUGGCCCGUGGUACUUUCGGGCAGGGACUUGGUGGGCAUCGCUCAAACCGGCUCGGGAAAAACUCUAGCCUACAUGAUUCCAGCAGCUGUGCAUAUCAACCACCAACAAAGGCCGCAACGAGGGGAAGGCCCGAUCGCUUUAAUUCUUGCUCCAACUAGGGAGUUGGCCCAACAAAUACAAAAAGUAGCCCACGAUUUCGGUACGACCACCAUGAUUCGUAACACUUGCAUUUUCGGAGGAUCGCCUAAGGGACCACAAGCUAGGGAUCUGGAACGAGGCGUCGAAAUCGUAAUCGCUACACCCGGUAGAUUGAUCGACUUUUUGGAAAAAGGGACGACGAACUUGGGCAAAUGCACGUACUUGGUUUUAGACGAGGCCGAUAGAAUGUUAGAUAUGGGUUUCGAACCGCAAAUUAGGAAAAUCAUCCAACAAAUUAGGCCCGACAGGCAGGUGUUGAUGUGGUCGGCUACUUGGCCCAAGCAAGUCCAGGCACUAGCCGAGGAAUUUUUGGAGAACUAUGUACAAAUAAACGUGGGAGGCCUGUCGUUAUCGGCAAACCAUAACAUAAAGCAGAUAGUGGAAGUCUGCGAAGAAUCCGAAAAAGAAGAUAAACUUAUAAGAAUUCUGAAGGAAGUCUGUUCAGAUAGAACGAACAAAGUGAUCAUCUUCGUGGAAACCAAAAAGAAAGUCGACGAUAUUACUAAAGUGGUCAAGAGAGAAGGUUUCGCCGCCAUUUCCAUACACGGCGAUAAAUCCCAACCGGAACGCGACUACGUUUUGAACGAAUUUCGAUCGGGAAAAUCGUACAUUUUAGUGGCCACGGACGUCGCCGCUCGAGGAUUGGACGUCGAAGACGUCAAAUACGUGAUCAAUUACGAUUAUCCCAACUCCAGCGAGGAUUACGUUCACCGGAUCGGUCGGACCGGUCGUUGUCAACAAGCCGGUACCGCCUACGCUUUCUUCACGCCCAACAACCAAAGGCAGGCGAAGGGAUUGAUCGCCGUGCUCGAAGAGGCCGGCCAAGAAGUCAACGCCGAGCUCAUGGAGCUGGCCCAGCAAGCCAAGAACGGUUCGAACGGCAAAAACCGUUGGCAAAGCCGCAACAAAGACAAUUCGUCUCCCAGCAAUAGCAGCCAACAUUCCGGAGGCAAGGUGAAAACGUGGUCGAACCCGAAAGUAUACACCAACGGCGGCGAUUACAAAUCGAAUAACAUGUACAAGAACAACGGCGGAAUGAGAAACGACGGUAUGUCUAGGAACCAGAGAGGCAAUUACGGCAACAACUACUCCCAGUACCAAAACGGGCAAGUGUACCAACAACAACAAUCGUACAACCCGAAUAACAUGUAUCAACAACAAAUGAAUAACAACGGGCAAAGAAAUAAUUACGGUAACAAUUCCCGCACGUACGCCAAUCAGCGUUACAACGAUCGCCAAUCCUAUCAAGCUCCUCAAACGGGCGUCUACCACGCCCUACCUCCGCAAUACAUGAUGCAAUCGGCGACCGCCAACGACGGCAUGCAGUCCAUCCUGAAUCAUAAAUUCUUCCAAAGCAGAGGUCUACCGGGAGCCACGAACCCCUGCGCCUAUCAGUCCGUCGGCCAGGGCCAGCCGACUACUGCUUACAAUCAGUACCAAACCGCCGUACCGUAUCCCUAUCAAUACACACAACCACCUACUGCUGCGGUGCAACAAUAAGUAGUUUGUGUGUAUUCGUAUGUGUUUGUUUAAUUUUUCGCUUACGUUUUUUUUUAUAUUAAGAUUUAUUGCUAGCACGUCGGAAGUCUCUCUUUACUUUUUUUUCGUACACGUAAAUUUAAUUAUUUUUUGCCAGAACAAUCUACAAAUCGUUUCGAUAAUAUGCGGUAUGUACGAGUCAUAAAUUUUCGAGAUAAUAUUUUUUUGUUAUUAGAAUCGGUUAUCGAAUAAUUGUGUAAUUUGGAAUGAUGUAAAUUUCGCGAAAUUUCGUUUGUACUCGUUCGAAUUAGUUACGCCGACGUGAUGGUAUAUUCUCCAUUCAAUGUUCUAGUUCUAUUGUUCCCUCGAAAACCUUAAAAGAGGCUAUCCGUCUAGCUGUUUGUUUACUGCUACGGUAACAUUGCGCCUUCUCCCCGCUGAUGUUGGCCGUUCAGCAGUUGAUGUCAUACAUUUAAGUCGGAAUUUCGCCAAUUCCAAUAUAACUAUAACUUAUUUUUUUCCGAAAAAUACAAAAACUGUUCGCGAUCGAUUACAGUAUUGACAGAAACUAAGAAAUUAUUUUAGUGAUAGUCCGCAUUUAUCUCGUACUCAUUUAUAUGCGAAUAUUCUCUUGGAGUUGGCGGAAUUCAUAAUUUAUAGCGUAUACUCUGUGUGAGUUGUUAGUUUCUAGUAAACAAUAUAUGUCUGUAUGCUGUUGAAAUGCACGAAACAUAUAGAAGGGGAGUUUUGGGCUUAUUUCGUUAAGAGUAUUUUAUACAUAUUGAUACUGUUUUGAAGAGUAUCGUACCUAUCUAGUUAUUAAUAUUAAAAAAAUAGUUGAAAAGCAGUCAAAACUUUAUAUUUCUGCGUGUAAUAGAAAUGUGAUAUUAUUCCUAAGGGAAGUACAUUUUUGAUUGACAUGAGAAAUUAGCAGGAGCUAAUUUAAUUAUCCGGGAAUGAUAGAAUCAAAACUAAGAAAACGAUUAUAAUUUUAGUUGAACAACAACAGGGUAUAAGGUGUUGUACAGAGUGUUUCUUUUAUAGAUCGAUGGCAAUCGAAUGAAUUCGGAUUGAAUAGAUCUGUAAAAUAUUUUUCACUGUGAUCACAUAAAAAAAUGAAGUUGAAGACUAAAGCCUACAUUUCGGAUUUUAUUGUCCCAGAAUGUUUAUAGAAAUAUUUUUUAAUUUAUUCAGAAAAUUUUUGAAUUCGUUAAAUAAAAAUGUAAAAGUUACUAAAAUGGCAAUAGCUUUGAAGUAUGGAUGUUUGACUGUGUUGAUCAGCCAGAGUGAGAGUUCUUAAGAAUUUUUAAGGAGUACGCGUUGGGUGCUAGUGACUUUUUCUACUCGUAAUCGAAUUUUUUUUUUUGGUUUCUUUUAUAUAUUACGGAUCUUGACAUGACUGCUUGUGUCGUGUAAAUAUUUGUAGUAUUAAGUAUUUAACUCGUUCGUCGUUUUAUCGUGGUGCUAAAAAAAAGCGCUCACGUCCAUCUGUGAUAUUUUAGCGUGUAACGGUAGCAAAAGAAUAAUAUUAACUUUUCCGAAUCGGGAGAAGCGCCCCCCUGUUUAAAAUGUAUUUUUGCAUACAUUGAAAGAAUUGUGAUAUUUUCUCUUAAGACUGAAAUAAUAUAUUUUUUUUAAACUGGCCGUUCCAGCCUCUUGAAAAGAAAAAUCAUUAAUACCAAUUUUAGUCACGGUUUAUUUUGUUUUUUGUAAAAAUAAAAAAGAUAUAAAAGCGAUUCUCUAAGAAAUCGGACAGAGUGCAAAAUUUAGAAAUUGCUGUAGAUUUUUUUUGUGAAUUAUGUUUUUAUUUUUGUUCAACCAAACGAACUGUACGGUUAAUAUGCAACAGUAUAUUUUAUAAGUAUUUUUAGUAAGAAAUAUUUGAAUGCAUUUACAAAUGUGUUUAGCUAAAAAACACUUAAAAAAAAGAAGUACUGCACAAAGUUAUUAAAUUAUUCUAUAGCGUUAUCAAGUUCGCGCCAUUGCAUAGUAACGAUCGACGAUUUUAUAUAAUUGAAAUAUUUUUAAUUUAUAAUCAGAAAUUUUAUAUUCUGGAAUGUAAAAAUCUCGAAAAUAAUACCUCUUAGUUAUAGGUCUCCUGACCAGAACUGCUUUCAAAUCUAAUGUGAUUUUAAAAAUACGCGAGUUUUGGUCCAUAUUAGAGCAUAUAGUAUUAUAAUGAACCAUUCAAAAAGGUAAAAUAUCUUAGUUACAUGGCCCUCGCAUGUUGAAAAAAACUCUCUAAGAAUAUAAUAUAAUUUAUUUAUACUCUUCUGUAAGUUUCUAGCAAGUGCAUUUCUUGAACGUAAUACAGUAUUAAUAUUCUAGUUGUAAUUUUAAAAUGUUUCUUUUUCUCAUUUAGUUAUCUUUAAAUUGAAUGUAACAAAUUUCAUGGAUAUAAUAAAGGUUUGCCCGUUAUGUAAUCCAAGGAAAUUAUUGUCGAAUUAAUUCACCUUUUCUUAAAUUGAAGUUCUGUAAUUGAAACCGAUUUUUUUAUAUUUUUGGUAAAAUUGGAUAAUUAUACACAGUAUAAAAUUAAAAUAUGUAAAAAACAACUUAUAAACUAACUUUAUUUUCAGCAUUUAGUUUUACAUCAUUUCUAUCCUUCUCAUCUUCAUCUAAUGAACUAACUUUUGUUUCAGCUAUCGGUUUUGCAUCGUUUUUAUCCUUCUCGUCGGUUUCCAAAAAUUUAUCCCAAUUGUCGAGUCUCUGAGUUAACUCCGAGUCCGUUUCGGCUAUUUUGAACUUGGUUUUACCGUCCCAUAUCUCAGCUGUAAGUUGCCUCUUCAUGAACCACCUCCCGUUCAGCACGGUGACCACUUGUUCGGCUUCCUCGGGACAACUCAUGUUUAUCUGAGCUACCCCUUCCGGAUGGCGAUCGUAAAUUUGCACUUUCUUGACUUCUCCCAACUUGGAGCACUCCUCCCUCAAGUCCUGCUGGAACUCCAAGAUGAGUCCCACGUCUGUAUCGAAUAUCUGCGGUUCGAAGAGAUUUUUAAUUAUGACUACUCUUUCGUGCUUGGCUCGUUCCCCGACGGGUUUUUCCGGCCUCCAAUCGAACAGCUUCUCUUGUUGCUUUUUGAUUUUGAGCUUGUCCUUUUUCUUCUUCAUUUUCGGUUUGAGAUUGGGAUCGAAGUCGCCUUUCAUCUGGAAUUUCGCUUUCUCCACGCCGAUUUUGCGCCCUUUGUAAUUGAAGCCGUCUAAUAUAUUCAAAGCCAACUCGACCGAUUCUACUUUUAUGUAAGUGCAUAAAGCGUCGCCCUUUAGGUAAUCCGUGCCUGGUUCUUUGUAGAGUUUGAUUUUAAAUUUCCCCGACUGCGCGUCUCUCAUCACCAAACCGCAUUUCUGCAUUAAAUCUAUGAAUUCCUCUUCUUCGAUAUCCGUUGGUAGAUUCGAUACGUAAACGUUGGUGUUUUGCGUUUCGUCCACUUCGAACCAAGUAGGCGCCGAUGCUUUCCUCUUCUCUCCUUUGUUCUUCUUUGCUUUUUCUUGAAGUUUAGGGGGCGGGUCGUUGUUUUUGACUUCAACAUUCGUGU